Actinia tenebrosa (Australian red waratah sea anemone) is the source of this 2053-nucleotide messenger RNA. Its product is annotated as glutathione hydrolase 1 proenzyme. The record is from RefSeq and is a predicted model, not a curated record. NCBI's taxonomy places the organism in Eukaryota, Metazoa, Cnidaria, Anthozoa, Actiniaria, Actiniidae. Gene Ontology annotation, cellular component: plasma membrane. Gene Ontology annotation, biological process: glutathione catabolic process. Gene Ontology annotation, molecular function: glutathione gamma-glutamate hydrolase.
CACCAGACUGCUCUCAAUCUAAGUGAAUGGUCAAUCUCCGCCCGUGUGUAAAUAAGAUCGUCUCACCACAAGCAUGGCAAAGACAGUUUUAAUUAUCGUAGUAGUACUGCUCCUUUGCACAUUAUCUGGCUUUAUUGGCUGGGCAAUAUGCAACUGGAUAACCUGCAAAAAAGCCGCAUCGAACGAAGCCAAGGUCACCCUUCCCAAAAUAGACACUUCAGGAGGACCAUAUUCCAGAGGUGCUGUGGCAACAGAUGCAGAAAUGUGCUCCAAAGUUGGGGUGAAAAUCCUUGAGAAGAAUGGGUCGGCCGUUGAUGCUGCUAUUGCAUCGAUGUUGUGUGUGGGAGUGAUUAACAUGCAUUCAACGGGAAUAACAGGAAGUGGAUUCAUGCUCGUUUAUAAACGAAGCACCAGGAGAACAGAACUGGUCAACUUUAGAGAAAAAGCACCAGGAAACUCAUCCAGGGAUAUGUUUUUAAACAAGAAGAAGGAAUCUCAGUUUGGUGGAGCAGCCAUUGCAGUGCCAGGUGAAGUCAUGGGUUAUUACGAAGCUUGGUCAAAGUAUGGACAUCUAAAGUGGAAGGACCUCGUACAACCUGCAAUCGACAUCGCUAAAAAUGGCUUUAAAAUUGGGACGCCAGUUUAUGAAGCCGCGGACGAACUUCAGGGGCAGCUGAAAGAGGAUCCCGGUCUAAGAGAGCUGUUAUUCGAUGAGAAAGGAAACUUGCGUAAAAAUGGAACUCUCAUCACAAAUCUGAAGUACGCAGCGACCCUUGAACAGAUACGAGACGAUCCUUACAGUCUGUAUAAUGGAACCCUGGCUAAAAACAUCAUUCGUGAUAUGAAGGACGUCAAGCCAGAGGGAUUGCUCCAAAUGGAAGAUCUUGGAAACUAUAGCUCUCAGAUUGUGAAGGCAUUUUCGCGUAGGUUUGACUCUGGUCAUGUUUUGCACACAGCCCCGCCACCUACAAGUGGACCGCUGAUGAACCUCAUUUUAAACAUCUUAAAAGGUUACAACAUGACAGCAAAGGAUCGUUCCAACGUCAACGCUUCGUCCCUAGCGUACCAUCGAAUAGCAGAGGCGUUCAAGUUUGCAUUUGCCUAUCGAAGCAGACUAGCAGACCCGGAUUUCGUCAACGUCUCACAGGUUGUGAGGGAGCUUCUCAAUCCUGCAACCGGUGACUUCUUACGCAAGAAAAUAUGGGACAAUACGACACACCACGUGUCAUACUACGCUGACUUUUUCACUAAGGUUGACCACGGAACCUCACAUUUAGUGGUUUUGGCACCAAAUGGCGAUGCUGUGUCUUUGACCUCGAGUAUCAAUUUCAGGUUUGGCUGCAUGUUUCGUUCAACAUCGACCGGCAUUAUCUACAACGAUGGAAUGGCUGACUUUGAUAAUCCUGGAGACAAGAACAUCAGUGGUAUUUAUCCUUCACAAUUGAACUUUCCUGCUCCAGGCAAGCGUCCACUUUCGUCCAUGACUCCAGUAAUUAUUACAGAUAAAGAUGGCAAUGUAGAGCUUAUUGUUGGCGCUUCUGGAGGAAAGAAGAUUCUUACUGCUACAGCAUUGACAAUCAUUGAUUGGCUAUGGUUUGAUCGCGAGAUAUCCGCGGCUGUAGAAGAACCAAGAAUACACACGAACCUUGUCCCGAACAACACCCUAGAAGUCGAGAAGAACUUCCCGGAAGGAGUUAAAAAAGGGCUUGAGGCUCGCGGCCACGAAUUAGAAGAUCUGAGAUAUUACGCAGCAGUCCAAGCCAUAGCAACACGAGGGAUGUCUAUCUACGCAAAGUCAGACCCUAGGAAACAUGGAAAACCAGGAGGGUUCUGAAGAAGUUAGUCUUCAUAAUCUGACUGUGGACGUAGUUAGUCAGUCGUUACUAGACGUUUUACUGUAUGAACAACCCAUUCAUUUCAAUGUCUGCUUUCAUUAGUCUAGAACUGGACCCAAUUUCAUCUCCUCGAGCGCGCGACCUACAAGGACAGAGUAAGCAAAUGGAGGACUGGGGCAAGUAAAACUGAAAUUUUCUACAGCCACGUGCGCGCGCAC